This is a messenger RNA of Soboliphyme baturini, 452 nucleotides long. Lineage: Eukaryota; Metazoa; Nematoda; Enoplea; Dioctophymatida; Soboliphymatidae. The record is from the annotation of a GenBank genome assembly.
AUGCACGUCGUGUCAGCCACGACACUCUUUGCCUACGCAUGCUUCCUCACCAUCGGUACGGAAGCGUCCUUGCUGACCCGCGCGAGGACAAAACGACAGUACGGACCGCCGAUGCAACCUCAGCCGAUGGCCGAUCGCGAGCCCGUCAUGCCGGUCGCUCCACCGCAGAUGGCAGCUUAUCCCGGUACUUGUCAGGACCAGCACACGAACUGCUGCUUCUGGGCCUCGCAAAACCAAUGCAACGUCAACCCUUACUACAUGCGGUCCAUAUGUCAGAAUUCGUGCGGAACCUGUGGCUGCCAAAUCAUGUACGCCCCAAUGUGUCAGGUGGCCCUGAACAUAGCCGCGUGCAGUGUUCCGGUUCCAGUCGCUCCAGCUCCCAUGCCGUACAACCCUCCUGUUGCCUAUCCAGGUAAGUGCAGGUUUUAUACGCAUAUUACAUCUACCUAACA